Messenger RNA from Pangasianodon hypophthalmus (striped catfish), 5380 nucleotides. RefSeq names its product vesicle transport through interaction with t-SNAREs 1A (gene vti1a). Gene Ontology annotation, cellular component: Golgi apparatus; ER to Golgi transport vesicle membrane; SNARE complex. The record is from RefSeq and is a predicted model, not a curated record. Lineage: Eukaryota; Metazoa; Chordata; Actinopteri; Siluriformes; Pangasiidae. Gene Ontology annotation, biological process: Golgi to vacuole transport; retrograde transport, endosome to Golgi; vesicle fusion with Golgi apparatus. The coding region runs from base 115 to 723 and encodes 202 amino acids. The transcript is spliced from 10 exons. Gene Ontology annotation, molecular function: SNARE binding; SNAP receptor activity.
AUUUCUGUGACACGUCCAGGAAGUGACGGCAACGUCAAUAACAACAUUUGAUACAACUAGCGGAACAGUGUCACGACAUCCGUCUUAGAGCAUUUAAAUUAACAAUUCACAACAAUGUCUUCGGAUUUUGAAGCCUACGAACAGGAGUUUGGUACUCUCACCGCAGAAAUUACCAACAAAAUUGGAAGAAUACCUAAACUUAGUGGAGAGGACAAGACGCAGCUGGUUCUAAAUGUCGACAAACAGCUUGAGGAAGUCAGAGAGUUGUUGGAGCAGAUGGACCUGGAGGUGCGAGAGAUCCCCAUCCAGAGCAGAGCCAUGUACAACAGCCGCCUGAAGAGCUACAAACAGGAGGUGGAGAAGCUCGAGAAAGACUUUAAAAGGUCACGUAUUGCCUACAGUGAUGAGGUGCGGAACGAGCUCCUGGGGGAUGAUGGGAGCUCCUCAGAGAGUCAGUUGAUAAAGUUACGAGAAGAGAGAGCACAUCUGUUGGACAACACAGAGAGGCUGGAAAGGUCAUCUAGGAGACUGGAGGCUGGCUACCAGAUAGCGGUGGAAACCGAGCAAAUGGGCCAGGAGAUUCUGUCCAAUCUGCACAGUGACCGUGAGAAGAUCCAGAGAUCCAGAGACCGGUUGAGAGAGACUGAUGCGAACUUGGGCAAGAGCUCCCGUAUCCUGUCGGGCAUGCUGAGAAGCUGGCAGGCUCUGGGUGUCAGGGCAUGAAGAGGCAUGGCCAGAGGGUCAUUCAGAACCGCAUCCUGGUCUUCAUCCUGGGCGCCAUCAUCCUCCUCACCAUCGUUCUGGCCAUCUAUUUCAAUCUGCGAGGCCGCUGAUCUCCACUGACGGGUCCUGUGUGUGUACGUGUGCGUGUGUGUGAUUAAUAGCGACAAAAGCGCGCUGGAGUAAUUAGGACAAAUUGUUCACAUGAAUCAUUCCUGGUGGGCAGUGACAGGUGAUCUCCUCUCAACUCUAUCCUGUGGAGCACAGCCACGCCCGCUCUACCCUCUACCCCAUUACAGUCAUUCUGCUAGGACCUUACUGUUCAACCCAUUUGCAUGGGACCUCCAUCUGACUGACCUCCACACAUCGUCCACACGGUGGAAUAAUGACAGAGGAAGAAAAGGGGCUUCAAUAUUAUUAUCUGUUAUUUUAUUUCAACAUUUUGUUGGUAGUACUGCUUAUUCCAUGUCAGAAUUGUGUGAAUGUGUCUGUGUGCACAUGCAUGUACACUUCCAGUCCCAGCAUAGUCCCUGCUCUCUUCUGGGUGUGUGACAUGCGCAGGAAGGCUUGGGCCAGGUCUCUAGUGCGGCACACAGAGUAGAAUCAUACACUACACCCAGCCCAAAGGUCAGUGCCUUUAGCAGCACCACACACACGCCUCUCCCAGUCGCGCUUCAUCCAGGAUUAGUAGCUUCUCAUGCUGUUCUUCUAAGGUCAGUAAAGGCCUUGUGUGUGUUCAGGCAACCCAGCAGGACCACUUUUAAACCUAUGGCCCCCCAUUGCUUUAGUAAUAACGUACGGCAUAAAUAUUUGUUAACACACUCGCACAUUACUAAUAUCUGUGUUUAUUUUAAAUUGAUGAUUAUUGUGGUGAUGUAUUUUCCUUCUUUCAUUAAACAGGAAGCAUUUUAUUGAUCAUUGCAUAAUAUAUAUUUCUCUGUAAUGUAAAACAUGUAUAUUGUAUAUGGAUCAAACAUGAGACGUGUGUUUUGAUUCUGAAGGCUGUUCAUUUAUCUUAUUUUUAAAACUUUGGCAUAGAAUUAUGUUAUGAAGCUUUUCACUUUGGAUCCAUAGUGUUUUAUCUUUCAUUUUUAGGACCAACUCCUGGUGAAUGAUGGUCUUAAUCAUAUAGUUCAGAUUACAGCAGUUUAUUUGUAUUUGAUUGGUUGCACGUGUAUGAGUGUGUUGAAGUUUUACGCACUGUCCUAUAUGGUCAGGACAUGGUGCAGACUCAGAAAUCACCAGUGCUUCAGAUUUAUGCGGCUCAAAUAUACUGUCUGUUCGCAUGUGAACAUUUAAAAGACACACACAGAGCACACCUAUUGAUACUGUGUUUAUUAUUCCCGCUGCACGUGACAGAUAUUCUCUCUCUUUCUCUUUAGCUCUUUCUCUCACACAUACACACACACACACACACACACACACACACACACGUUUUCUCCUCCUCUGGCUGAGGGCCUGAUGGACAGACAGACAGGCAGAGGGCAUUUGGUAUUCUGUUUCAGGCCGGGUAGAUUGUCUUAUUUUGGAAGCAGCAUGGUGGGGGGCUUUCUCUGCCUCUGCUUCACAGCUCGGGCUUCAAAGCACCAAAUUAAUGGCCAACAAAAUAGUGUGUCUCUGUCCGUCCCAUGUGGGGCCAACCCGUUGAGAGUUAUCAUUAAGUUCAGGAAUAAAUGAACAAAAAAGGAGAGAGGAGGAAGAGGGAGGAUGAGGAGGGGCAGAAUCCUGCCUGUUUGACAAACCUCAUAAGAUAAUGACCUCAGUGAUUGAGUUUUUCAUCAACAUGCCUAGACAGGACUGGGUGUCUGCAUGUCUACUGUGUGUGUUUGUCCUCUCUCCUCCUUUAGAAAUAUGUGUGAGUGUGAGCACUGGAUCUAAGCACCUGUGUGUGUUGAAUCCAGGCCUGCUGUGAGUAUAUUUUGCUUGUUAUGUGUGUGUGUGUGCAACUGUGUGUGUAUAUGUGCACACAUUUCGCUGACUGUCUCUCUUUCUCUUUCUCUCUCUCUUUCGCUCUCUCUCGCUCUCUCUCUCUCUCUCUCUCUCUCUCUCUCUCUCUCUCUCUCUCUCUCUCUCUCUCUGCCUGUCAGAUCCUCUCAGUAGUGAGUGGCUGGUGGAAGGCAGCGUGGCUGCGGCUCUAUUUGAAGUUGUAAUGGUGUCAAAAAGUCAGGGCUGACUGACAGCCGUCAGUCCCACUGGGGCUCAUUAAAUCAUAACAACUUGACAAGGAAAUAAUUGAGCACUGAUGACAAGUUGAGGCCCGUUUAGAUGUUUUUAUUUUCUUUCAUUAUGCCUUCUGACUAUUAUGUUCAUUAAGAAAUUGCAUUAAACGACUCUUAGGGGGCUAAUGAUUUGUUUAUAUCCCCUUUUUAUUAUUUAAACAGUAGCCGUGUCUUCUGAUACCUCGGCAGGCUGCUGCUAUCAUCUGCUGCAUCUAUUUUUCUCCACACACUUUUUUCUCUAUAUCUCUUUUGUCUCUCUCUUUUUCUUUUCCCUCCCUUCCUUCUUCUCUCCUUCUUUCCCUCCUUCCCUCCUCCCCAUUAUAUUAUUCUCUUCCUCACUCUCCUCACUAUCUACUUCUCAUCCCCCGUUGUCUCUAUAUCCUGUCUCUUACUUUCCUUCUUCUUAUUGAUCUCUAAUUUCACCCCUUCUCCUCACUCUCUUCCUCCUUCUCUCCUCCACAAUUACCUCUCCCCUCUCUCCCUCUAUCCUGUUCAUUCUCCUCUCUCCCUCUCCUCCUCAUUUUCCUCUCCUCUUUUCCUCUCCCCUCCACAUUCACCUCUUAUCUCUCCCUCUCUCCCUCUCCUCCUCAUUCUCCAGUCCUCUUUCCCUCUCCCCUCCACAUUCUCCUCUCAUCUCUUCCUCUUUCACUCUCCCCUCCUCAUUCUCCUCUUCUCUCUCCCUUUCUCCCUCUCCUCCUCAUUCUUUUCUCCUAUUUCCCUCUCCCCUCCUCAUUCUCCUCUCCUCUUUACCUCUCCCCUCUACAUUCUCCUCUCAUCUCUUCCUUUCUCCCUCUCCUCCUCAUUCUCCAGUCCUCAUUCCCUCUCCCCUGCACAUUCUCCUCUCAUCUCUUCCUCUUUCCCUCUCCUCCUCAUUAUUUUCUCCUAUUUCCCUCUCCCCUCCUCAUUCUCCUCUCCUCUUUACCUCUCUCCUCUACAUUCUCCUCUCAUCUCUUCCUUUCUCCCUCUCCUCCUCAUUCUCCUGUCCUCUUUCCCUGUCCCCUCAUCUCUCCCUCUCUCCUCCUCAUUCCCCUCUUUCCUUCACUCAUAAUCCUCACUCUCUCCUCUCUUCUUUCUUCCUUAUCUUGCACUGCUCUUUGUUCCCUCUUCCUCUCCCUCCUCUCUCCUCACUCUAAGCAACUUGCUCUCUCCUCUUUUGCUCCAUCCCGCUCCCCCUCCCUCUGUCCCCUCGCAGCAUGACCUAUGGAAUAGUCAUUACCCUCUGAUAGGCUGUGUCUUAUUCCAGGGGACAAGUGUAGCAGAAGGUGUGCUCACACUUUAACAUAUCAUUCAGACUGAUGUUAACCAUUAUAGUGUCUUUAGCUGGCAGGCCCUCAGCCAGCUGACAGAGGAACAGUGAUUAACCACAGCCCUCGCUUUCCUGUAACACUGAUAAUAGACCUACAGUGUAACAAUAACCAGAGCAUGCAUACACAUGAAUCCCAGGGCUAUAGUGUGUGUUAAUAAUUCCACAUGGGAAAAGCUUCCUGUUAUUUAUAAAUUAGCAAUUUCAAGUAACACUCCAGUUUUUUUUUUUUCCAGCCCAAAUCAGAUACAUGGGAUUACCACACCUAGCUAAGAAUUCUCAGUGCUGACAACUGAAAACCUGUUCACUUAAAACAGUUAUUGAGGCAGUUUUUUUUUUUUUCACCAGUACAAGCAAUAGGUGCUUGUAAUCACACAUAUGCCACAGAUAUAGUGUAUAAAGAAUAGAAUAAAAAACUUUUUUUUGUUGUUUUAAAACACCCUCUGAAAAAAUCGGUGUGUGUGCGUGUGUGUGUGUGUGCGCCCACACACGCAGAAGGUGUGAGUAAAUGAAUAAAGCUGGAAGCACAAUGGGACAUCCACGUUUCAUCGGGUAAAGGUUCUCUCUUGAGAAAUGUCCCUGUCCCCUUUGUCAUCCACAAUGAUAUGGCUUAGAUAGUGCAGAAUAAAGUCGUGUGUGUGUGUGUGUGUGUAUGGACCUUGUGGUGAACAGCAGCACAGGGAGAUCUGUGUCUUCUCAUGUCAAGCACAGUGAGACAAAGUAUAACAGCAUUUUUUAAAUUCCUAUCCAAACCGUUGUGUGUAACUGUAAAUUGUACAUAUGUACAUGACACUAUCCUAAUAGUCUGUGAAAUACUGAAAGACAUGAACCUGAAAUGAUGUCUAUCAAUGCUGUUCUUUCUGGUUUGUCCUUUUUAUAGGAAAUGCCCAUGGAUUGGAGAUGGAUGUAUUUGCUGUGAUCAUGUGCCCACUAUAAUGUUUGUGUGUGUUUGAGAGUGCAUAGCAUCUGGCCACAGACUUCCUACUGAUCAGAUCCAUCUUUCUCGAUUAGUGUGACUACUGUUCCUAUUCUUGCUUUGCUUUCAUUUGUCAGUGAUUUUUAUGGAUUGUGAUCUCUGUGGAUGUGCCGAGUGCUUGUCUAGUUGUAACACUGUCAUUAAAGCAGUAUUGCAUUUCAA